AUGACCGAUAUAAUAAAUAAACUUUCUGACCGACUUCUUUUUGCUAUUCCUAAGAAAGGCCGUCUUCAUGAACAAAGUCUUUCUUUACUUAAAGGUGCCGAUCUUAAUUUUCAUCGUCGUAAUCGACUUGACAUUGCUUUAGUUCAGAACUUCCCAAUUGCUCUCGUGUUUCUUCCUGCAACGGAUAUACCAAAAUAUGUUGCUGAAGGAAAUAUUGAUUUAGGAAUUACUGGUCAAGAUGAGGUGGCUGAAUCAGGAGCCAAUGAUAAAAUAGAUGAGAUUCUAGAAUUAGGAUUUGGAAAAUGUGAAUUACAAGUACAAGUACCUGUUGUAGGUGGUGCAACAAAAGUUGAAGAAUUAGUAGGAAAAAGAAUAGUUACAAGUUUUAGAAGUUUGGUAGGGAAAUACUUUGAUGAAUUAGAUAAAAAAUAUUUGACUGAAGAACAAAAGCAAGCUGGAGUAAAGACAAAGAUUAAAUAUGUAAGUGGAAGCGUUGAGGCAGCCUGUACCCUAGGUUUAGGUGAUGGAAUUGUUGAUUUAGUUGAAUCUGGGAAAACAAUGAAGACAGCAGGCUUACAUCCUGUUUCCACAAUUAUUUCAUCGCAAGCAAUUUUAAUUUGUAACAAAAACCCUUCUAAUCUUUCUCUUGUCUCGAAAAUUACUUCUCGCAUUAAAGGUGUAAUAGCAGCUCAAAAAUAUGUAUUAGUUAAUUAUAAUAUUCAACGUAUUCAUCUUGAAGAAGCCAUUAAAAUUACUCCUGGUAGACGUGCUCCUGCAAUUAGUCCAUUGGAAGAUAAUAAUUGGGUGGAAGUACAAAGUUUGGUUAGUAAAUGUGAGGUUGCAGAAAUUAUGGAUAAAUUAGAAGAAAUUGGUGCAAAGGAUAUUUUAAUACAUGAAAUUGAUAAUUGUAGAGUUUAA
Molecule: messenger RNA, 918 nt
Organism: Diversispora eburnea
Lineage: Eukaryota; Fungi; Glomeromycota; Glomeromycetes; Diversisporales; Diversisporaceae
Source: the annotation of a GenBank genome assembly